UCACAGUGUGAGACGGUCACACUACCUGAGUACCUUCCUUCACAGUGUGAGACGGUCACACUACGUGAGUACCUUCCUUCACAGUGUGAGACGGUCACACUACGUGAGUACCUUCCUUCACAGUGUGAGACGGACACACUACGUGAGUACCUUCCUUCACAGUGUGAGACGGUCACACUACCUGAGUACCUUCCUUCACAGUGUGAGACGGUCACACUACAUGAAGUCACCGACGACGUGUGUCCUGGUGGUGAUGCUGGUGGGAAGCAUCCUGGGGAAGUUGUCUCCUCCUGAGAGGUCCUAUAAGAUCCUGAUGCUCCUUCCAGUCUCCUCCAGGAGUCACAGGAACAUCUUCACGUCUCUGGCCGAGUCUCUUGCCGACCGUGGACACAAAAUAGUGAUGUUGAUCAACCAACCGAAGUCGUCGAGACAUCCUAACAUCGAAGAUGUCCCUCAUGGUCUCCCACACUACAGUGAGGAUAAUUUGAACUUUUUCGGCAAUAGGAAGGAUCCCAGUGCUGCCUUCGAGGCGUUGAAGGAUAUUCUGCUAGCUUUUGCUAGGGAGUUGUAUCAAGUCCCCGUGGUGAAGAAUCUUUAUAAUAGACGGAAGGAGUUUGAUGUCAUUAUAAUUGAUCUAAUGUUCAACGAGAUUGUUUAUCCUUUCCUGCACGAAGUCCCCUUCAUUACUCUUGCAACGUCGGGGGUGGAGCCACGCCAGAGUUCCGAUCUGGGCAACGUUCUCAACCCAGCCUAUGCUCCUCAUUUCUUGAAGGACUACCCAAGACCCAUGAGCCUCUGGCACCGCUUCCGCAAUGCCUUGGCACACACUAGUUAUUUGUUUCACUGGCGCAAAUGGUCAGUUGUGCCACUGAUUCAGAAAGAGAUCUCAGCACAGUUCCCGGAGCUGCCACUGUUGUUGGAUCUGGAGAGGAACGUGAGUUUAUCUCUGCUCAAUAGUCACUUUUCUAUCAGCACACCAUUGCCUCUCCUGCCCUCGCAGGUGGAGUUGGGCGCCAUGCACUGUCGUCCUGCCAGCAGUCUGUCUCAGGAAUUAGAAUCAUGGAUCACAGGAUCGGAAUCUUCUGGCGUGAUCUACUUUAGUUUGGGAACCUUUGCGAGCAGUGCCUCAAUGCCAGUCCAGUACCGCGACCUCUUCAUCCAGGCUUUCCGCAGGCUGCCACAACGAGUCCUCUGGAAAUACGAAGAAGAGCUUGAGGAAGUUCCUGACAACGUGAUGAUCAGAAAGUGGCUUCCCCAACAGGAUAUUCUCGGUCACAACAGCGUGAAGGUGUUCAUGACACACGGUGGCCUCCUGAGCAUGCAAGAAGCCAUCUACCACGCCAGGCCACUCCUCGCUGUCCCAAUCUUCGGUGACCAGCCCAAGCACGCCAUGUUCAUCAGGAACUCUGGUAUAGGUGACUUUUUGAUCUGGGAAGAACUUACUGUGGAUAUGAUAGUCGACGCUAUCACGGAAAUUCUUAAUAACCCUAAGUAUCAGGAAAACGUGUUGAGGAUGUCAGUGCUGCUGCGGGAUCAGCCUGUACCACCCAGGGAACUGGCAGUGUUCUGGACGGAGUACGUCAUCCGUCACAGAGGUGCUCCCCAGUUGAGGUCACCAGCGGCGCAGCUCUCCUGGGUGGAGUUCCUCAUGCUGGACGUGAUCUUCCUACUCUACCUGGCUCUGAUUGUCCUGAUAUUCAUUCUGCGUCACAUCUACCGAGUCAUCACUGCUAAACUCUUCAGCAGUGAAGGGAAAAUGAAGAACACUUAAAAAGACCUUUUAAUGUGGGCAGGAGUAGAUUGUAUUCAAUAUUAUACUGUGCAGCACCUCACUGAUACUUUUACCUAAUACUGAUCUGGCACCGGUAUACCAGAGUGCCAAUAAGUAUAGAAAACUAUGUAUUUUUACUGUAUCUUUAUAAUUAGUUACAGUGGUGCCUCGGGAUUCGAACAGUUCCCAACUCAAAGAAUUAUGUAAGUGUAUUUUUGUAAGUGGUUUUCUAAGUGUAUUUUUGGGGGUCUGAAACAGACUAUUCUACUUUACAUUAUUCCUUAUGGGAACAAAUUCGUUCAGUAUCGGCACUCGAACAGCCUUCUGGAAUGAAUACGGUGGUAAACCGAGGCACCACUGGACAUAUAAAUCCUGUCUCCGACACACAUAUUAAAA
This is a messenger RNA of Cherax quadricarinatus, 2167 nucleotides long. The record is from RefSeq and is a predicted model, not a curated record. Lineage: Eukaryota; Metazoa; Arthropoda; Malacostraca; Decapoda; Parastacidae.